Seriola aureovittata is the source of this 3982-nucleotide messenger RNA. It is a transcript of the gene tshr, whose product is annotated as thyroid stimulating hormone receptor. Gene Ontology annotation, biological process: G protein-coupled receptor signaling pathway. Gene Ontology annotation, molecular function: protein binding; thyroid-stimulating hormone receptor activity. Bases 812 to 3148 code for a protein of 778 amino acids. The record is from RefSeq and is a predicted model, not a curated record. Gene Ontology annotation, cellular component: membrane. The transcript has 10 exons. NCBI's taxonomy places the organism in Eukaryota, Metazoa, Chordata, Actinopteri, Carangiformes, Carangidae.
GAAAAGAAAAGAGAAGAGAAGAGAAGAAAAAAAAGAAAAGAAAAAAGUGUAUCGUAGAGGACAGGAAAGGUCGAUUCUCUUUACUUUGAGGAAGGGAAAAAGAAAAGAAAAAGCAAGAUAAGUCAGUAAAUUAUUGAAAAAUUAUUAGAAUAGACCUAGAAAUCUCAUGUCCACCGACGUGUACUUGACAUAGCUAAUAAUGGAGUAUAAUAAAAUAAAUAGAGAAGAGAAGAGAACUAUAUUGGGCAUAUAGACUUAUAGAAAUAUACUGAAACACUUUAGGUUUAUGAAAUAUAUUGAAUAGGACAAUUUAUAUCAACAACUGAUGAAUAAUGUAUAAAAGACUUACAGUUAAGCCUGUGUAUGUAAAAUAUAUAUUUUACUUAAAAGAACAAAACAUACAAGAUCUGAAAUCAUUGCUCAAGGGGGAGAAAAGGAAAAAUACUAUUCUCAAGUCUAACACAAGAGUGCCUCAGAAGUCCACCCUCCCCUCAAGUUGAAGACCACCUCCAAACCCACCACCGAGCUGCAGCUGUCCGUCCUACAGCAUCUCCACCUUCACAACCUCACAGAAACUCCUGGGGCCCUGUAAAGAAAACUGAACAUCACAGUCCAGUACAGCUCCACUGUCUCUACCAAAGGAUUAUAACCUAUACACCAAAAACAAACAUCAUAGUCUAUUAUAGAGAACUUUGCUGACAUUGGUAUACAUAUUUGUUGUGGUGGACAUCAAGAGGACCAUCAGAUGGAGACAAAGAAGUCAGUCUGAAGGAUAUUUUGAGGCGACACUGACAGCGGGCAGCUCUCCAGCAUGCAGGUGAUAACAUGCGCGUUGUUUAUGCUCGUCACUCUCCCUGUCAGCUCCGUGUCGGAGGCUGACUCUUGCCCUGCUGUCUGCGAGUGCUCUGAGUGGAGGACUCACACCAUCUCCUGCUUUGACAUUGAUAUUCUCCCCAGGUUUCCAGCAAGCACGGAGACACUGUGGCUUUUUGAGACCCGUCUGUCAGCUGUUCCAGCAGAUGUCUUUGCCAACAUGGUCAACAUUUCAAGGAUAUAUAUGUCAGUGGACGUGAAGCUGCAGAGGCUGGAGAGACACUCAUUCUACAACCUGAGGAAAAUCACCCACAUAGAGAUACGUAAUGCGAAGAGUCUGACCUACAUCGACCCAGAAGCCUUUAAAAAUCUCCCAAACCUUAAAUACCUGGGGAUUUUCAACACCGGCCUUACUUUCUUCCCCGACUUGAGCAACAUUCACUCUAAUGACAUGAACUUCAUAUUGGAAAUUGUUGAUCAUCCCUACAUCACUGACAUCCCAGCCAACUCUUUCCGUGGCAUCACCAGUGAUGUGCUGACAGUGAUGCUGUAUGGAAAUGGUUUCAGAGAAAUCCAACAUCAUGCCUUUAAUGGGACCAAGCUAGAUCAAGUCGACCUUCACAGGAAUAAGUAUUUGACCAAGAUGGAUGAAAGGGCUUUUGCGGGCGCCAUCAGCGGCCCCAUGCUUCUAGACGUGUCCCUGACAGGGAUCAGCUCCCUGCCGACCACAGGUAUGGACUCUCUACGGGAGCUGAAGGCGCGCAAUGCCUGGGCCCUCAAGAAACUGCCACCUAUCAAAACCUUCAAGCACCUCACCAUUGCCAACCUCACCUACCCCAGCCAUUGCUGCGGCUUCAAAAACCUCAAAAAGAAACGAGGCUUUUUGGAGUACUUCUUCUGUAACCUGACUGCUUUCAACGACCAGCAUCACAAACGCUCUGUGGGGCCCCUCCGCAUGCCUUCCCUCCAGGGGGACAGCAUUGUGGAAACAGUCCCAGACCAGGAGCCAAACGAUGGAGGUCACAGAGAGUCCCACCAAGACUGGAGGAGAGGUGACUUUCAUGGCAGCCUCCACUACCACGCCUAUUUUGGGGGGCAGCCGGAUGAGGAUGUGGGUUUUGGAGAGACCCUCAAGAACCCCCAAGAAGACACCAGCCAAGAUUUUGACAGUCGUUACGAUUAUGUGGUGUGUGAGGAAGGAGAGGAGGUGGCGUGUGCACCAGUGCCCGAUGAGUUCAAUCCUUGUGAGGACAUAAUGGGUUUUGGCUUCCUGCGAGUGUCUGUGUGGUUUGUGAGUCUGUUGGCCAUUCUGGGAAAUGUGGUGGUGCUCCUGGUGCUGCUCACCAGCCACUACAAGCUCUCAGUCUCCCGCUUCCUCAUGUGUCACCUGGCCUUCGCAGAUCUGUGCAUGGGGAUUUAUCUGCUCCUUAUCGCCUCUGUGGACCUCCACACACGGGCCGAGUACUUCAACCACGCCAUAGACUGGCAAACAGGUCCUGGUUGUGGACUUGCGGGUUUUUUUACAGUCUUUGCCAGUGAACUGUCUGUCUACACCUUGACAGUGAUCACUCUGGAGAGGUGGUAUGCUAUCACCUUUGCCAUGAGGCUGGAUCGCAAGCUGCGGCUACACCAUGCCGCAGCUGUGAUGCUAGGAGGCUGGAUCUUCUGCCUCGUCCUGGCGCUGCUUCCACUGGUUGGGGUGAGCAGCUAUCAGAAGGUCAGCAUCUGCCUCCCAAUGGACACCCAGUCCACGGUGGCUCAGGUCUACAUCUUGUCAGUGCUGGUCCUUAACGUUCUGGCCUUUCUUGUUAUCUGUGCUUGCUACUUCAAGAUCUACUGCGCAGUGCACAACCCUCACUACCACUCUGGAUCCAAAGAUACCAACAUCGCCAAGCGCAUGGCGGUCCUCAUUUUUACUGACUUCCUGUGCAUGGCGCCUAUUUCCUUCUACGCCAUGUCAGCAGUGCUGGACCGGCCGCUCAUCACUGUCUCCAACUCAAAAAUUUUAUUGGUGCUCUUCUACCCACUCAACUCCUGCGCCAACCCGUUCCUCUACGCCAUCUUUACGAAAGCAUUCAGGGGGGAUGUAUUCAUCCUCCUCAGUAAGGUGGGGCUAUGUCAGCAGCAAGCACAGCUGUUCAGAGGCCAGACGGUCUCGUCGAAAGGAAGCAGUGGGACAUCUCAGGUCCGUCGAGACAAGGAUAAGGUUAGGAAAGGAGGAAGCGGGGGCCAGGAAGAGGUGCCCAUCCACCUGAAGAAAUGCUCCGGACAUGCCUACCAUCAAGCAGUGAGCCAGCAGACAAGCCCUGAAGAGAGCCAGAGCCUGAACACGUGAGCCGAACACCAGCUUGAAGUAGUAAAAAAGUAAGACAAGUUCAGGAGGCCUUGAAGUGUUUGUGGACAGAUCUGUUUGGAUAUUUAACAGAAAGCUCCAGUAUUCUGUAUCUGCUUCAACUUUCAGGCCAAGUUCAGCUGUUUUCACAAUUUGGGCUGUGAUGAUUUUAUGGUUCCAGUUGUUGGAGGAUAUCAAGUGUCCCUGAAAUAUGAGCUCGACUUCAUCUCACUUGUAGCUCUUUUUUAUUCUGAUGGACUGGCUAGAAUAGAACCGAUAUUAUUAUAAGGAAAACAUAAAGAUAAUACUCAAACAUACACAUUUAACUAUGAAUAAAAUCAAUUUUUCAGUAUCUUUAAUUAUAUCUUGAGUUUAAUUCAAAUUAUGUGUGCACAGUCUCGCAUUAAAAUACAGGGAAAUAUGACAAAUUGUAUUAAGUAAUUCAUUUUCCAAAGAUAAGACCUUUCUGGGGUAAAAUAUUUAUACUUGGCUAUUGUGUUCAAGGACAGCCUGCUGGCUCAGUGCCGUUCAAACAGUUUAUGCAAAUAUAAAAACAUUGCGUUUCUCAUCGUCUUAUCAAUACCUCUGUAUAUAAGUAAGUACAUGUAAGUACAUGCUAACGUUUGGUGAUUUAUUAAUGAAAGCAGGACACAUUGUCUGUGAUUUUUAUGCAUUUCUGAAGUGUGUUUACCUGAAGCUGAAAAGUAAAGAGCUCGACUGUUGAGUGAGUGUUUUUACAGCUAAAGUGGACUCUGUACUUGUACUUAAUUGUGGUUUAUAACUGCACCAAAUCAAUAUAUCGCUUUCUUAGUUUAAUAAAAUAUGUGCUUACUUUUG